AUGUUUGGGCGGAAUUCCUCGAAUAACCGUCCGUCAGGACCUCAUAAUCCUCCCUCAAAGAAACCAGCCCAGAACUCCCAUACUCCGCAGACAUGGAAUCUCCCUGGUCCUCCGCCGCCGCCGCCUCCCCCUCCGCCAGCGCCAGCCUCAUACAAUCCGAGCACCUAUGGCCCUAUGUCUGGUGCUAUGCCAGUGCCAAAUGCAGCAGCGCGUCUCUCUCCAGCGUUGGCAGCGGUGGAUACGUCGAAGUGGGGUGUGCGCUAUAAUCAACAACAGCACCAGCCGCCACCAUUACCGCCGCGCCCAUCGAGCUCUGAAAAUCCAUCUCAGACCUCUGGCCAGCCGUCGACAGGGGGCUCUACAGCGCCAAACUCGCCUACAUGGAAUGCUUCCCAAACGAGCAACCAGCAGCCAGAGAAUACAUCAACGGUCCAGGGGAACACUACUCCGCCUCUGCCACCUCCUCCGCCGCCUAUUCCUCAAGGAUAUAUGACUGAACUGCAGCAUGCGGCGCAGACAUGGCAGCAGCAACAGCACCCACCCUACUCCGAACGACCUCCAACCCAUCACUAUGACCCUCCAAAACAAUCACCUUCAGCACAUCCGUCAUCUUGGACGCAAGCUCAGGGCUAUGGCCACAGUCAAACAACGGCAGUUCCUAGUGCACAGAGUCCCGUGUCUGGUGACCCCAAGCCACCGUCUCCUUCGGCGGACCGGCCAUUACCACCGCUCCCAGCAGAGAUUGCUGCCGGAUUGAAUGCGGUAUCCCCAAUAUCUUUUCAGCAGCCCACGUUUGGUCCCGGAUCACAGCCGACUAACAACGUCUCGAAUCCCGAAAUGCGCCAGUCAGCGUUGGGUGACGGGGCUCCGUCUGACUGGGAGCACUUUGCUGCGGUUGACGACUCUCCUAUUCAGUAUGAAGCCAACGGACAACAAACGAUACCCCAAAAGCCGUCGCCAGUUGCCUCCACUACUUCUCAGGCUCAGCGUACUUCCAAUACCCCUCCACCAGUUCAUUCUCCGAGAAUAGACAACAUUGGCUCACCGACGAGCAAUAUGUCCGCCUAUGACCACUCCCCAGGUGCAGAUGGCGCCAGCCAGUCCAGGACAAAACUCGAAUUCCCAGAGACAACACAGACUGUAACUGACAAUCAGGAGAGUACGCAAGAACCCGGACGUGAUGCUACUGUGGAGGAAGGUCCUGUAUCUACCCCAGAGCCGCCUAGAGACGAUGCGACCGAAUCAAACCCCACCGUACCUGCCGUCCAGAAGAAGCUGCCAGAUCCAUAUGAAAUCUUGGAUCCAUGGUUUCAAUCGUCACUUGCACGCUACGUUACAAUGUUGCGCAAGGAAGCGGUCGCAGAAACCGAUGAAGAAAAAUACAGAAUCUUCACUACAUUUGUUGCAAAGGAGACCAAACUGCGUGAAAUCUUGUAUAACAUUGUUCCUUCCAGCGCAGAGGAUACUGAGAGCGUUCACUCUCCCCAGCGUGUCCAGAUCUCGCGCUCCAAGUCUGCUGAUCCCUCUCUGCGGCCUGAUUCUGGACUUAUAUCGGCACAACCCGAGGGUGAUGAUGAACCUUCUCACAUUCCCAGGAUCUCUACUGCGCCUCCAGAAAAUGUGCCAGAUGAAGCAGAGGAAGGCGCGUACAGUCCAGGUGGCCGCCCUAUUUUAUCCUUGCACGCGGCAUCUGAAGCAGAGGACAACAAGAAAAACCUCCGUCGAUCAGCCUCUCAUAGCAUCAACAAUGCUCAUCGUGAUGGUCCCAGCAUUUCGCGGUCUACCUCCGUGCCUCUGGAGUCGAUUGACAAUCCCUGGAAAUCCGGAACAGAAACUCCAUUGAUCAGCAACCCUCCACAGAGCAUAUAUACACCAUUCCGAUACACGGAAGGUCCUCAGAGAGGUUCCGACAAUCUAACGUUUGAUCGCCCUGCCUAUCAGGCCUACUCUGCUUUGCGGCAAGCUUCUGUUGACAGUGGGCGUACGAUGUCUCAAAGUCCUGCGCCGACUUCCAGAGGAAGAUCCGGAACGAUAGGACAACACCCCGCUCAUGAACACGAUGAGACCUUUCUUGGAUUGAUCAGAGAGAAGAGUGUCACAUACCGGAAAAAACGCACUGAGAGCACACCUCCUUUGCCGCUCUUGCCAGAUGGAAUCAGGCAAGGUAAAUUCGACGUCGUUCUUGAAGAAUUAUGUUCCUUGAUUCCCGAGCCUUUCCCGGAGAACAAAGAGAGUCCUUGGAUUGCUGCGACCAGAAAGGAUAUCAGAUCAUUCUCAGACGAUUUCCGCUAUAUCAAGGAAACAGUAGAUAAAUGGGAACGGUCGGCUGAAGACAGACGCAAACAGUUGGACAAAGAGCGGAUGGCCCGGCAAGAAGAAUCUGAACAACAUAUCGAUGCUCUUUUCAAUGAUAAUGAGAUCGGGUAUGCCGACAUCAACACUCUUGAGGAUGAUUUUCGGCAUGCGGAGGCCAAAAAGCAGUUAGAGGAAGAGCGGAAAGAACUCGAAAAGUUUAUUGCGGAAGUCUUUGAUCCGCUUGAUGAGUGCCUGAAGAAUGAGAUAUCCCAGCUUAGCGCUCACUAUAAGUUGACCAUAGAUGAGCUCGAUGCUGGAGACAGUGGAAACACUGAGUCGUCAAGUGACAAGUUCCAAGUCUCUCACAUCAUGAAGCUCGUCAAUGACAUUUAUCUGAAGUUGGAGCUCCGGUAUCAGAAACGGCUGGAAAUCGCUCUUGACCGUGAACGACGGCGGAAAAAGGCCGAGCGACGGCCAUUGAUAUUUAUGGGUGAUUCGCCUGCGUUGAGGAAGCUUGAUGCGGAAUUUGACAGCAUGGAGAGGAGGAAUAUUCUUGAGGCUGCUAACGAGAGGGAUGAACGCGCAAACAUACUCAUGGACUCUUUCGAUACUGGUAUCAUGCGUGGCCUGGGAGAGAACCAGUCACUGUUGGACAAUAUCUCUACCAAGAUGAAGAAGCUUGACCCAAAGACCAUCUGUCAUGCUGGCCUGCCCAAAGAUGACAUUGAAACCAUACUGAGGUCGACAUAUGCGCUUGUCAAGUUCCUUGAGGCCAACUCAGAGUCCAUUCUCCGGAGUUUCGGGGCUGCUGACUCGUUGCUAAACGAGGCCGACUACAGUGUUUCCGUCGCAGAAGCUCGUUAUUCCAACGCUGGUAGUGAUAUCUUCCGCAGGCUUGACGAAGAAAAGAAGAAAGAAGAUGCAAAGAUCCAACAAGAGCUGGACUCGAAGCUGGAGACCGUCCGAAAGGGACCGACCGAGCUGACCGCCAAAAUUGACAGCCUUCUUGAAGCUCUUGGCAAAGAAGGUGGUCCCGGAACAGGUCCUUGGAGUAGGCCGAAGAUCGAGAAUACUAAUACUGUCGAAAUUGAUCCCGCGGACGUCUUGAGGCCAGGCCCGCGGCCAGCUUCUGCCGCACCAUUGGGGCGACGAUCAGAUGCCGAUCCAGAGCAACAAGAACGUCUCCGCAAGGCGCUAGAAGACGCGAAGCGCAGAAAUGCAGCGAGACAGCAGCACUGA
This is a messenger RNA of Paecilomyces variotii, 3534 nucleotides long. RefSeq lists its product as hypothetical. The record is from RefSeq and is a predicted model, not a curated record. The transcript has 2 exons. Bases 1 to 3534 code for a protein of 1177 amino acids. Lineage: Eukaryota; Fungi; Ascomycota; Eurotiomycetes; Eurotiales; Thermoascaceae.